UUGACUUUUUUACUUUGUUCCUCUACUGUGUAAAUAAUGUAAUUAAAGUUCUGUACAUCUAAGUAGAAAGAGCUUUACAUUUGUUCAGAAUGUGUUUAUUCAGGAUUACUCUGUUCCUGUGGCUGUGGCGUCUAAGUAGAACAUCUGAAGAGACCCAACUGAAAACAUUGACAACUGGAGAAGCACAUGUCAUUCAGUUCUGCCCCAAUCAUACAUUGAAUGACAUAAUGUUCGUUAUAUGUAAAAUAAGUGGGGGGCAGAAGUGUCAGGUAUCAUUACGGUUUGACCAAAAUUAUACAGAUAGCAACUGUGACUCCAGGGUCACACUACAGACAGAGAAAGGUGAAGUGUUUCUACACAUCAGCAACAUACAACCAUCUGAUGAAGGGAACUACACCUGUGAAUGUUCAUAUAAUGGAGGAAGAGAUGUUUUAUAUCUUAAUAUUUCUGUCAAUGCAUCACAGGUGGUUGAGGAAACAGGCACUUCCGGAACUCUCUUUUCUAUAAUGAUAAUUGGCUUCACUGCAAUUGUAGUUGUAAUUUUCCUCACUGGCAUCAUCAUGAAGACAGUUAAAUUCAGCAGGAGAACACAGCAAGACGUGAGUGACACCUUCAAAACGAAGAUGGACACUAUAUUCUUUGAGGAGGGUCAACUUUACACCGUUGGAGUUUACGCAGCUCUACCAUUGCCACAUCCUCACCACUGACACUGACAGCAUGGACCAAUGCCCUGGACUAACCUGCCCUGGACAUACAUCUCCAGCCAUACAUUACAUUAAGAUAAUCAAAGCAAUUCAUGGCUACUCAUGCUCUUAAAACAUUUGGUCCUCGACAGCACCCUCUCUUGGAUCAGCAUCAGUCCAACACCCAGGGAGAACCAUCUGGCCUGGGGCUGUAAAAGGGGGUCCUUAAACACAGCCUGGAUUUCACCCCUUGACGAGGAACACAUGUUCUCAAUCAGCCCUCUUCUGGGGAGGAUAAAUGGCCCCAAAAGAACUCUGGGAAGCGGUGGAAGAAGCUGAAAGAAAAUAUUGCAUGUUUUAUGUUAAUCUA
Molecule: messenger RNA, 1053 nt
Organism: Esox lucius (northern pike)
Lineage: Eukaryota; Metazoa; Chordata; Actinopteri; Esociformes; Esocidae
Exons: 5
Coding region: 90-707 (205 amino acids)
Source: RefSeq, a predicted model, not a curated record